GAGCUCAAGCUGCCCUUAGGGAUGGCUGAAGGAGGGCACACCUGGACACGGCUCCCUCCCUGCCCCUCCAGGCAGGGUGCACCGAGGAGGCUGUCAGGAGAGGAAUGAGCCUGGAGUGAGCGAUCCACCGGCUCUCCGGCACUUGGAGAGCAGCAGCAGGCAAGGAUGGACGUGGUCGACAGCCUUCUCGUGAAUGGGAGCAACGUUGCUCCCCUCUGCGAACUGGGGCUCGACAACGGGACGCUGUUCUGCUUGGAUCAGCCCCGGCGCUCCAAAGAGUGGCAGCCGGCAGUACAGAUUUUCCUGUACUCCUUGAUAUUCCUGCUCAGCGUGCUGGGGAACACGCUGGUCAUCACCGUGCUGAUCCGGAACAAGAGGAUGAGGACCGUCACCAACAUCUUCUUGUUGUCCCUGGCUGUCAGUGACCUCAUGCUCUGCCUCUUCUGCAUGCCCUUCAACCUCAUCCCCAACCUGCUCAAGGAUUUCAUCUUCGGGAGUGCUGUCUGCAAGACCACCACCUACUUCAUGGGCACCUCUGUGAGUGUUUCCACCUUUAAUCUGGUGGCCAUAUCUCUGGAGAGAUAUGGUGCAAUUUGUAGGCCCUUACAGUCCCGCGUUUGGCAGACGAAAUCCCACGCUCUGAAGGUGAUUGCUGCUACCUGGUGCCUCUCCUUUACCAUCAUGACUCCGUACCCCAUUUAUAGCAACUUGGUGCCUUUUACCAAAAAUAACAACCAGACCGCAAAUAUGUGCCGCUUCCUACUGCCAAAUGAUGUUAUGCAGCAGUCCUGGCACACGUUCCUGCUGCUCAUCCUCUUUCUUAUUCCUGGAAUUGUGAUGAUGGUGGCAUAUGGAUUAAUCUCUUUGGAACUCUAUCAAGGAAUAAAAUUUGAUGCUAGCCAGAAGAAAUCUGCUAAAGAGAGGAAACCGAGCACGGGCAGUGGCAGCCGAUUUGAGGACAGCGACGGCUGCUACCUGCAGAAGUCCCGGUCCCCGAGGAGGCUGGAGCUCCAGCAGCUGUCCACCCGCAGCGGCAGCGGCAGGCUCCACCGCGUCCGGAGCAGCAGCUCGGCCGCCAACCUGAUGGCCAAGAAGCGGGUCAUCCGCAUGCUCAUGGUCAUCGUGGUCCUCUUCUUCCUGUGCUGGAUGCCCAUCUUCAGCGCCAACGCCUGGCGGGCCUAUGACACCACCUCUGCCGAGCGCCACCUCUCAGGGACCCCCAUUUCCUUCAUCCUCCUGCUCUCCUACACCUCCUCCUGUGUGAACCCCAUCAUCUACUGCUUCAUGAACAAACGGUUCCGCCUCGGCUUCAUGGCCACCUUUCCCUGCUGCCCCAACCCGGGGCCCCCGGGGGCGAGAGGAGAGGUGGGAGAGGAGGAGGAAGGCAGGACCUCGGGGGCGUCCCUGUCCAGGUACUCCUACAGCCACAUGAGCGCCUCUGCUGCACCCCGGUGAGCGGCCUGCCCUCCACUGCGCUGGGAGGAGGGGGCCAGGGAG
Messenger RNA from Marmota flaviventris (yellow-bellied marmot), 1497 nucleotides. It is a transcript of the gene Cckar, whose product is annotated as cholecystokinin A receptor. Gene Ontology annotation, cellular component: plasma membrane. Gene Ontology annotation, molecular function: neuropeptide receptor activity; cholecystokinin receptor activity. Lineage: Eukaryota; Metazoa; Chordata; Mammalia; Rodentia; Sciuridae. The record is from RefSeq and is a predicted model, not a curated record. Gene Ontology annotation, biological process: neuropeptide signaling pathway.